Molecule: messenger RNA, 978 nt
Organism: Ostreococcus tauri
Lineage: Eukaryota; Viridiplantae; Chlorophyta; Mamiellophyceae; Mamiellales; Bathycoccaceae
Exons: 1
Coding region: 1-978 (325 amino acids)
Source: RefSeq, a predicted model, not a curated record
AUGUCCGACGUCGAGGACGUGCGAGUCGGCGCGCGGGCGAAGAGCGUCCACGCGUUGGUCAUGCGCGCGCGAGCGAUCAUGCUCGAGCCUUCGUGCGCGAGAAAGGCGAAGAUGACGGCGAUGACGAAGCGAUGGUGGUCGUCUCUCGGAACGCGUGAAACGGCGAUCGAUGACGAUUCGAUGGGCGACGCGGACGUCCGGGGUGCUUUUCGUGGUCUAGAGAGUCGCGCGGAGUGCGCGAGCGUGGUGGAGGAACCGGCGCGGGAUGCGUUCGCGGGCGGCGUGGUGGAUCCUUCGAAGACCCGGAGGUUGGGAAACGGCGGCACGGACGCGUCGCGGACGGCGAUCUUACAUUCGCUUGCGAGCAUUGAAUCGUGGGCGAUGAUCUUGGCGUGGGAUUGUAUUCAACGAUUCGGUGAACAACGGGCGAUGCCGGUCGGGUUUUACGACGAUUUCGUAGAUUUGGCGUCGGAUGAGGGACGACACUUUGAGCUGUUGGCGAAGCGGUUGGAGGAGCGCGGAUUGGAACGUUACGGGGAGCUGGAGGCGCACGAUGGGUUGUGGAGGACGGCGAGGGAGACGGCACACUCACUCGAGGCGCGAUUGGUCGUCGAGCACUGCGUGCACGAAGCCAGAGGCUUGGACGUGCUGCCGACGACGAUAAUGAAAUUUAGGCGAAACGGCGAUGAGCCUUCGGCGACGCUCUUAGAGAACGUCGUGUACCCGGAAGAGAUCACGCACUGCGCCUCGGGUUUGCGAUGGUUUAAGUAUUUGCACGCGCGAGACGGCGGUGGGGAUGCGACGGAGGAGUACUCGGAGUCGAGCUCGGCGGUGAGCGCGUUUCACGAAAUUGUCCGAUCGCACUUUAGAGGCGCGCUCAAGCCGCCGUUCAACGACGAAGCACGCGCGAAGGCUGGUUUCACCCCGGUGUGGUACGAACCGCUCGCCGUGAAACCGUUCGUCGUUGACAAGGCGUAG